Messenger RNA from Annulohypoxylon truncatum, 1952 nucleotides. RefSeq lists its product as uncharacterized. NCBI's taxonomy places the organism in Eukaryota, Fungi, Ascomycota, Sordariomycetes, Xylariales, Hypoxylaceae. The record is from RefSeq and is a predicted model, not a curated record. Bases 471 to 1700 code for a protein of 409 amino acids. The transcript has 2 exons. Gene Ontology annotation, molecular function: protein binding.
GUUAGGGGUAGUAAUAAUAUAAGUACCUACUUCUCUUUUUUUUUUUUUAAAGCUAUUCCGAUCGUCUUCCUAGAGAUGGAACAGAAGAAAAUAGCGACACAGGCUACAUAUAUACCUAUGUACAGCAUAUAAGCUUUUAAGCUCAAUGUUUUCUUUCCGGUAGUAUUAAAUCAUCGAGGGCAACUUCAAUGUUACAGCUGAUGUCUCUCCCUCUUUCUACGAGUCUCCUCGCAUUAACUCGACGUACUUGCCUCUCCUGCUGUGUAAAUUGUGAUGUUAAAACUUAGAAGGCUCAAGUCACGUCGGUUUGGAACAUUCAAGCUUUGUUGCUAUAGAUAAAAGGAACAAUCCAUUUAGUUAGCCUUGUAUCUAACCUAUACGCAAAUUGCAUCCCAGAAUUGUCUGGAUAGGUCUUCACUUCAUCAUCAGCAUUGCCAGUCUAAUAGUAGACCCCAGCGAAAUAUCAGAGUAUGGACAAGUUACCACCAGAAGUUCUACUAUGCAUACUAUCUCACCUUGACCGAGAACACCUUGCCCAAUAUACGACGGUGUGUCGUGGAUUCCAGUUUUGGAUCGAGACCCAAACGUUCGCUAAGAUCAACAAAAGAAUCGACGACGUACAACAACUGGAAGAAUUCGGUACUAUUUUCGCGAGUACGCGUCGUUGCUAUUUGCCUCGACAUGUUCAGUUUAGUAUUUGGCUACCCAAUACACCCAAGAAGCAUAUUAAAGGCCAUGAGCCGCUCCACGUGCUCCGUGCCCGACAUUUUACCAAGGUCGUUUGUGGGAUUUUCGAGAUACUACAAAAAUGGAACAUCGCUCGAAGUCUAAAUGCAAAGCGACCCUUUCAUCUUUGCAUUCAAGGCGUACCAGGAAAUCGCGUCAGUUCUCAGAAUGCUGGUGGUCACCACAAUAACGUCGGGUUCUACGGAUUUCAAGUCCUUCCCUCGCUACCGUUUAUCACCGGCUUGCGAGUAGAUACUAUAAACAUCCUCCCUAGCACCAUGUCAAUGAUCUUCGAAGCCUUACCUCAUAUAGAGGAUUUCCACUGGGCAAUUGAUACUCCUCGUCGUUCGUUGAAGCAUCUCAGGGUCAGUCUGAGAGAAUCCCUGGCAACAACACUGCUAGAAACGAACUUCUCGCAUCUCGUGUACCUGAGGAUCGCUCUUAUUGAUUGGAACCAGUUGGAUGGUAAUUGGGAAACCGAGAAUUGUGUCGGCUUAGACGGGAAGGACCGCCUAAGUCUGGCUGUGAACCGAAUUAUGAAGUUACCGAACCUGAAAAAGCUAGAGCUACACGGCGUUUUCAACUUAUCGCCUGCGAUAUUUCGUCUGGAUGACGAGCAUGGAAACAUCUCGGAAUCCCUCAGGGAUAUACAUUUGAGCCUCUCUAUCGUAACCCCUGAUGGGCGUUGGUACUUCAAUUGUGAUCGUGGGGCGAACACGGUUGUUGAUGAAUGGGACCUUUCGCCUCGUUAUUGUCUUACACCGACUACAUUUGACCCAUUUGUUGUUGCGAUGGCUCGUGGAGUUACUAAGAUGCCGGCCCUGAAAAAAUUAUAUUGUAGCUUUCAUGACGCAGCAUAUUUAGCAUGGUUUGCUGCCUCAGCGCAAGCCAGAGCCUGCAAGAAAUAUCAGGUCGGGCUAAUCUCUAUCAGCCAGGGACCUGGGUACUCCCCCCGGAAUUUGCUCGGAUCGUGAAGGCGACUGGUCACGCAGUCAUUCAAACAAGCGAAAACCGUCCCCAUAUGUUCGUGGCACUUGUCUAGUUGCUAGAACAUUCAUAGAUGUUAAAAGUAGGCCAUCGAGGUCGAGUCACUGCCGUUUCCUUUUUUCCCCCUUCCGCUCCGGGUUGAAAUUCCUUGAGGAUAGGAUUAUGGUUGAUGAUUGCUGGAAACAAUCGCUUCUAUAGGUUCUAGAUAUGACCUAUUAUAAUAAAUAUUUUCGUUGCUG